GAAAGAUCCUUGGUUUGAAAUUUGUAAGGUAAUAUUCUGCCUCCCCUUGACCUUGCCUGGUGUCACUUAUUGUUCUGUCUUUUCUCUCCUUUUUUAGAUUUUGAUCCUGCUCUUGGAAUGAUGACUGGAAUUCCACCAAUAACUCCAAUGAUGCCUGGCUUAGGAAUAGUACCUCCUCCAAUUCCACCAGAUAUGCCAGUAGUAAAAGAGAUCAUACACUGUAAAAGCUGCACGCUUUUCCCUCCAAAUCCAAAUCUUCCACCUCCUGCAACUCGAGAACGACCACCAGGGUGCAAAACAGUAUUUGUGGGUGGCCUUCCUGAAAAUGGGACAGAGCAGAUCAUUGUGGAAGUGUUCGAACAGUGUGGAGAGAUCAUUGCUAUUCGGAAGAGCAAAAAGAACUUUUGUCACAUUCGCUUUGCUGAGGAAUACAUGGUGGACAAAGCCCUUUAUCUUUCUGGUUACCGCAUUCGCCUGGGCUCUAGCACUGACAAGAAGGACACAGGCCGGCUCCAUGUUGAUUUUGCACAGGCUCGAGAUGACCUGUAUGAGUGGGAAUGCAAACAGCGUAUGCUCGCAAGGGAGGAGCGCCACCGCAGAAGGAUGGAAGAAGAAAGAUUGCACCCACCAUCCCCACCACCAGUGGUCCACUAUUCAGAUCACGAAUGCAGUAUUGUUGCUGAAAAACUAAAAGAUGAUUCCAAAUUCUCAGAAGCUGUACAGACCUUGCUCACCUGGAUUGAACGAGGAGAGGUGAACCGUCGCAGCGCCAACAACUUCUACUCUAUGAUCCAGUCAGCCAACAGCCACGUUCGCCGCCUGGUGAACGAGAAAGCUGCCCAUGAGAAAGACAUGGAAGAAGCAAAGGAGAAAUUCAAGCAGGCCCUUUCUGGAAUUCUCAUUCAAUUUGAGCAGAUAGUAGCUGUGUACCAUUCUGCCUCCAAACAGAAGGCAUGGGACCAUUUCACAAAAGCCCAGCGUAAAAACAUCAGCGUUUGGUGCAAACAAGCUGAGGAAAUUCGCAACAUACAUAAUGAUGAAUUAAUGGGAAUCAGGCGAGAAGAAGAAAUGGAGAUGUCCGAUGACGAAAUAGAAGAAACCACAGAAACAAAAGAAACUGAGGAAUCAGCCUUAGUAUCACAGGCAGAAGCUCUGAAGGAAGAAAAUGACAGCCUCCGUUGGCAGCUCGAUGCCUAUCGGAAUGAGGUAGAAUUGCUCAAGCAAGAACAAGGCAAAGCCCCCAGAGAAGACGACCCAAACAAGGAACAGCAGCUGAAACUCCUGCAGCAAGCCCUGCAAGGAAUGCAACAGCAUCUACUCAAAGUCCAAGAGGAAUACAAAAGGAAAGAAGCUGAACUUGAAAAAGUCAAGGAUGACAAGUUGCAGGUGGAAAAAAUGUUGGAAAAUCUUAAAGAAAAGGAAAGCUGUGCUACUAGACUGUGUACAUCGAGCCAGGACAGUGACUACCCUCUUGAGAAGACCCUGAACAGCAGCCCUAUCAAAUCUGAACGUGAAGCACUGCUCGUGGGGAUUAUUUCCACAUUUCUUCAUGUCCACCCAUUUGGAGCAAGCAUUGAAUACAUCUGUUCCUACUUGCACCGUCUAGAUAAUAAGAUCUGCACCAGCGACGUGGAGUGUCUCAUGGGCCGGCUGCAGCACACCUUCAGGCAGGAAAUGACCGGGGUCGGAGCCAGUCUGGAGAAGAGGUGGAAGUUCUGUGGCUUCGAGGGCCUGAAACUGACCUGAAUGCCGCGGCCUUACAGCCUGGGCUCCUGCAGAGAAAUGUGCGGUGGACGCGCUGAGAAAGUGAUUUGUAUUCUCAAUGGUUUUCAAGUGGGAAGUGCUUUAAAUUUGCAGGUCGUUCCCGGGAUAUCUUUUGAGUUAAAAUAAGGAUCCUAGAGCAGCACCUCAAGCUACAGGCCCUAAAAAGACACGGACUCAGACCCUCAAGCGCUGUAACUUGCUCCCUUUCUGUCAGUGGCUUGUCUCUUUUAUUAGUGAUAUUGAAAAAGGCCUGAGGCUAAAGAGUAUUUGGGGUGUUUUCAGUGUCUGUACUACUGUUGUAGAGUUUGGUAUUUUUUUAAACACUGUUAAUUGAAAUGUUUUGAUGAUUUGUAUGUGAUUUGUGUUUCAAAACUUCUCUUCACAUUAAUGUUGCUGCUGGUGAGAGGAAUGAGAGGAGCACUAGGUACUCCAUAACUGACGUGCUCUUCCCAAUCCCCAGUAAGCCAGUAAAUGAAUAACACAGCGUCUUCUAGAAGGUGCCUGACCAGGCUCCCCUUUUAAAAGACAAAGCAUGGUUUGUAGCUUUUUGCAAAAUUACUGUGAACCAAAAGUUGACAAAUGUUCCGAAGUUAUUUUCUCUAAUAUAUCAGAUUAAAAACAUCUAGAUGUAUUCGCAGAAAGCAAGUGUCCAGUAUGACUGGCAUGUGUAUGUGCUAUUCAGAAUCACCUUAUAAAUAGUCUGCGUUUAAAGGAGGGCAUGUUUAGUUUUCUAUGAAUUAAAACACGUGUGCACAUGCACGUACACACACGUUAGCAGAAGGGAUUCGUUUUAAUAUGCCUUCCCUCUGGCCUUCUUACGAAGUCUGUUGGUCCCUUUUCUUCUGCCAUCAGCGUGUUGAAUUGCAAACCGUGUACCGCUGUAAAUACUAUGUUCACUUCAAGCUGAAUGUUUGCAAACAGUUCGUAUGAGUAUUAGUAGAAAACUCUUGGUAAUGAAUGAGCCUGGGUGUGUGAGGCUUCCUGCAAAUCGCUCAGCUCCUCCUGGAGCGCCGAUGGCCGUGGGCACCUCCAGUUCUAUGGUGCCCUCCAGCAGAUUGCAAUGGCAGAGUGUACGUGGACCAGUCAGGAAGUCCUGCUUGAUGGAAACGAAAGAGAAAGGAUGAGGAUUUGGGGCUAAUAUCCUGAGGCACAGAUGAUCUUUUCUUCUGUGGUGUUGCUGGUGUUUAUAGUAACACAAGCAUGCCCUCCCUUGAGUCUUGAUUCAGAAUAAAAGAAUGUACUAAGUAAGCAAAGCCAAUGAAGAGUAUUUCAGGAAAAUACUUUGUAAAUGAGAUGUCUGUAGUGUGUUCAAAGUUGUAUUUUUCAAAGAUAAAUAUUCCUUUUUUAUACCUCA
Leptonychotes weddellii (Weddell seal) is the source of this 3118-nucleotide messenger RNA. NCBI's taxonomy places the organism in Eukaryota, Metazoa, Chordata, Mammalia, Carnivora, Phocidae. The record is from RefSeq and is a predicted model, not a curated record.